Messenger RNA from Myotis brandtii (Brandt's bat), 2513 nucleotides. It is a transcript of the gene MMP28, whose product is annotated as matrix metallopeptidase 28. The transcript is spliced from 10 exons. The record is from RefSeq and is a predicted model, not a curated record. NCBI's taxonomy places the organism in Eukaryota, Metazoa, Chordata, Mammalia, Chiroptera, Vespertilionidae. Gene Ontology annotation, biological process: proteolysis; extracellular matrix organization; collagen catabolic process. Bases 1 to 2094 code for a protein of 697 amino acids. Gene Ontology annotation, cellular component: extracellular matrix. Gene Ontology annotation, molecular function: metalloendopeptidase activity; zinc ion binding.
AUGAGCCUCAUCUACAAGUCAGGUAGCUCCGCCGGCCAGGAGAAGACCCUCUCACCCCGCCCUCCCCAGAGCGAUCUGGCUCAACUCGAGGUGGCCGGCGAGAGAAUGGGUCCGCGGGGCGCCAGCGGGCACCGGGCGAGGCCGUACAGCCUGCGGAGGAAACUUCAGAACCGCCCGUUCCAGCAGCCGAGUGGGCGCGCAGGCCGGGAGCUGCGCAGGGAGGCAGAGGCAUUCCUGGAGAGGUAUGGAUACCUCAGUGAACAGGCCCCCGAAGCUCCCUCCUCCACGCGAUUCAGCAAUGCCAUCAGGGAGUUCCAGUGGGUGUCCCAGCUGCCCAUCAGUGGCGUGCUGGACCCUGCCACCCUCCACCAGAUGACACUGCCCCGCUGUGGGGUUGCAGAUACUGAUAGCCAGGCAGGCCGGACUGAGAGGGUCAGCGCCCUGUUCGCUGGACGCCGGGCCAAAAUGAGGCGUAAGAAACGCUUUGCAAAGCAAGGCAACAAGUGGUACAAACAACACCUCUCCUACCGCCUGGUGAACUGGCCCCAGCACCUGCCCGAGCCUGCAGUCCGGGGGGCCGUGCGUGCCGCCUUCCAGCUGUGGAGCAACGUCUCGGCGCUGGAGUUCUGGGAGGCCCCAGCCACAGGCCCUGCUGACAUCCGCCUCACCUUCUUCCAAGGGGACCACAAUGACGGGCUGAGCAACGCCUUCGACGGCCCAGGUGCUGACAGCCUCUCUCCCACAUGGCAGGAGGGGGACCCCGCUAGGAGAGGCCGCCUGUGGAGGGCAGUGGAGCACUCGCUCUCCCUGUGGCCUUGCCCAAGCUGCAUCGUCCUCCAAAGAGCCCUCAGUCUCCUCAUCUAUCACAUGGGAACAGGACCGGCCCGAUUUUGUGCCAUGUGGCUGUUGGGAUGGUCAGAUGAGGUUCUGCAGGGAAAGUGCCUUGUAAACUCUAAAGAGCAUUAUCCUUUCGGGAAGAACCUUCUGAAGUCCCGUCAUCCAUCCCCUGCCUCUAGACAAGCCCGUGCCUCGCCUGUCCUCCAGACCAGGGUCCUAAAAACAUGCCGAGGCCACCACUGCCCUCCCCCAAGCCCCUGUCACAGUCACUGCCUCAGAGCAAGAGGCAUGCUACCUGCCCCUGCUACAGAAGCUCUUCCUAUGCCCACCGCCCAGACCGGCCUCCUGUUUGCCCCCAACCUGAAGGCUUCCAGCUGUGGUUUACACUGCUGUCCCCCCAUUCUGCCCAACACUGGCCUGCAGAGCCUGCGUGCAGGCUAUCUCUGCAUUUUCCCANUCCCAGCUAAGGAGUCAGGAAACCUGAUCCAACCGCUUCAGGCAGGGACUUACGGGGAGGACGUGCUGGCCGUGCAGAGCCUGUAUGGGAAGCCCCAGGGGGGCUCUGUGACUACCCAGCUCCCAGGAAAACUGUUCACUGACUUUGAGGCCUGGGACCCCCACAGAUCCCAGGGAAGGCGCCCCGAAACCCAAGGUCCUAAAUAUUGCCACUCUUCCUUUGAUGCCAUCACUGUAGACAGGCAGCAGCGACUAUACAUUUUUCAAGGGAGCCACUUCUGGGAGGUGGGAGCUGAUGGCAAUGUCUCAGAGCCCCACCUGCUGCAGGAAAGGUGGGCCGGGCUGCCCCCCAACAUUGAGGCUGCCGCAGUGUCACUGGAGAAUGGAGACUUCUACUUCUUCAAAGGGAGCCGAUGCUGGAGGUUUCGGGGCCCCAAGCCAGUGUGGGGUUCUCUACAGCUGUGCCGGGCAGGAGGCCUGCCUCGCCACCCGGACGCAGCCCUCUUCUUUCCUCCUCUGAGCCGCCUCGUCCUCUUCAAGGGUGCCCGCUACUAUGUGCUGGCCCCAGGGGGGCUGCAGGUGGAACCCUACUACCCCCGAGGCCUGCAGGACUGGGGUGGUGUCCCUGAAGAGGUCAGCGGUGCCCUGCCCCAGCCAGACGGCUCCGUCAUAUUCUUCAGGGAUGACCGCUACUGGCACCUGGACCAGACCAAACUGCGGGUGACAGCCUCGGGCCGCUGGGCGGCAGAGCUGCCCUGGAUGGGCUGCUGGCAUGUGAACUCGGGGGGCGCCUUGUUCUGAAGGCACCCCCACCUCAUAGUGAACUUUGGGUGCUCUCGUGGCCAACGUGUGUCCCCUGCCCCAGGGGCAGAGCCUGUCUUGGAAGCCUCUGAGCCCCCCUGCAGAAGACCCAGCAGAGAAGCUGGUCUGCGUUUGUUCCCUGGAGAAUGUGGCACUCAUCGUCUUGGCGCUGCUCCCCAGGACGUGGAAGUGGGGCCGGGAUCAACCCAAGGAGAAGCCAAAAAGGGUCCCAGACUCCACAGCCUUUUCCAAGGACUCUCUCUUCCCUCGGGCCUGGGGGUUUUGUUUUUUCUGCUAAAGGUGCAGGUCCUGUCUAUGAGGCAGCAGCAUUGGGCAACCAGGGAGGAUGCAGAUCUCAGUAGAGAGGUUGGGGCCACUUUGCAAGACUGUUGCCUUCCCCUGAGGACCUUCUGGCUCGA